UUCCCAGGCUACGACUGCCUUUAGUAAAGCUCUUGAAAUUCAUCCAAAUAAUCAAGAAGCGAUGGAAGGUUAUCAACAAUGUACAAUUGGAUCAAGUGAUGAUUCUGAAGAAGUUCGUAAACACGCACUCGCUGAUCCUGAAAUUCAACAAAUUCUUGGUGAUCCCAGUAUGUGUUUAAUACUUGACCAAAUGCAAAAUGAACCUCUAGCAAUAUAUGAACAUUUACGAAAUCCCGUUAUCGCACAAAAAAUUCAAAAAUUAAUGAAUGCUGGUAUUAUUGCUAUUCAUCUUAUUUAA
Rotaria sp. Silwood2 is the source of this 298-nucleotide messenger RNA. Lineage: Eukaryota; Metazoa; Rotifera; Eurotatoria; Philodinida; Philodinidae. The record is from the annotation of a GenBank genome assembly.